This is a messenger RNA of Athalia rosae (coleseed sawfly), 1492 nucleotides long. RefSeq lists its product as uncharacterized. The coding region runs from base 243 to 827 and encodes 194 amino acids. The record is from RefSeq and is a predicted model, not a curated record. The transcript is spliced from 3 exons. NCBI's taxonomy places the organism in Eukaryota, Metazoa, Arthropoda, Insecta, Hymenoptera, Athaliidae.
AAUUAUUUUCACUCGUUCGUGAAAUACGUCAAAAUUACCGGUAUAAAAAGUCACGCAAAUUUUUGGGCGGCCAUGAGCCGCAAUUGAAAUUAAACACCGCAAUUAAUCACGUUUCGAAUAAAUUUCAUAAUUGCAAAGAUAGGAAGCUGUACGCCUCCUAGUAUCUGCAAAAAACCGAAAAAGCAUAAUAGAUUAAACAUCAAAUCACCUAGAAAAAUUAUACCAAUACAGCCUAAGUUUAAAUGAGUGACUGCCAAAAAAAUUGUCCGCGGUUUCCUGGAGAAACGGAUUCCACCUCAUCUCAUCCUCGAACAACAGCAGAUCCCAAAAGCGGUAAUAACCAAAGCAGAAACGAAAGAAUCGGAAGUCCGCUGCAGAGUCAGAAAUCUGUGAACAUCGUAGACACCAAGGACUCCCUGGCACCCCGUCCAAGGAGCGAAAGACGCAACGAAAAAGAAAUUCUCUCUGCUAAUAAUUUCACAGCGGAAAGUCAUUCGGGAAAAAUUUCCGGUCAUCAAAUGGCUGAAAACACUUCUGGAAAUCCUGGAACCUCUUCUGGUUCAAGAAUAGCUGGCAAUUUGAAUUCUAAUCCGACAGCAAAAGAACGUGCGCUUCGAAGGGCGGAGGAGCGCCGGGCAAAGUACGAAGAAUAUUUGCUUACCAAAGGUUUUCGGUACUUUGACCAAUUUUGUCAUUGCCGGGUGUCGUGUCUACUGGACAAUUUCAGAAGAGAUGAGUUUGUAAUUAGCAUAAUAAAAUCUUUCUGUUUUUUCGGAUUCGCGAUGAAAUUAAUCAACGAAUUGGAUGGCUUGACCAUAAUCAACUAAUCGAAAAUGAAUGAUAAAAAAUCAAAGGACUUUCAUAGGAAAUAAAAUAAUAAUAAUAUUCUAAAUUCACAUUUAUUGAUAAUAUAAUUGAACCAAAUUUCAAUCAUUUUCCUAAUGAAUUUCUCUGCUUCAGCAAAUUCUUCAUCAUACAAAGUAGACAGACACUGAUGACCAGAACAAAGAGUGUGAGGAAAUAAGGAAGUACAUUUCUCAAAUCUUCGAUCCCCUCAUUCGACGCUGAAGUUUCUGCUUUCGCCGAUUUUCUGACUACCUUAAAAGCGAAAUCUCUUCUCCAGUCGGUGACAUUGGCCUUUAAUUUUUCCUGAUGGUCAACGAUACUCCUUGAUCGUCUGAGAUGAUCCUUAGGACAGUUUAUACCACAGUCUUGACCCUCGAGGCAUCCGGUGACCUUGAUACUGAGAAUCAUUUCAUCGGUCUCCUUCAUAUUUUCAAACAUAAAGGCUUCGAAAAUUAAAUAACUUUCAAGCGGAGCGACCCUGUACUGAUCGUUAGGACAAAUUUCCGGGAUCUCAGGGUUCCUACAACCCUCUGAAUCCAAAAUCCAUAAACUAUUCAUCACUCGAGGUUGUAAACGAGUCUCGAUGUACUGGACAUUGACUUCCCCAAUCCUGGAGUACUUCCAGCCUGAAAUCAUCCGAGUAUUU